AUGCGGUUUGACAGGGCUAUGGGAAAUCUCAAGAAGAUUCGGAUGGGCCUUGAGGGGAAUCUGGGAGAGCUCAGAAGAUCCCUGAUGGGGUUUGAUGGGGCUUUGGCUGCUGCUGCUGCUGCUGCUCGUUCUCCCUCCAAUCACGCACGUCUUGCUGCUCUUGCCCCCGUCCCAACUCCAACCUGGGCUUUUUCCACACGUGUUCCCCCUCCUGCACAGCACCCCCUACUCUCUCCUGCCCAGCACCCCUAUCCCUCCCAACAAGACUGGCUUGCCAACCUUCCACGUUCUCAUCCAGACCACGCUCUCCCGUCCCCCCAAGGGGUUCUUGUGCACUCUCAAAACCGGCCUCGGGCCUCUCCACCCCGCCUGCCUCCGCUCCACCCGACCUCCAUAUCCGUCCAAGCCUCUCACCAGACCACCAACGCUGCGCUCCCCUCUGCCCUUCCUGCUCCUGCCGCUGCUGCGCCCCUUCCUUCCUUUGUCCCUCCCCUCCCUGUCGCUGUUGCAUCCUUUCCUCUCUCUGCUGCUGCCAAACCAUCCGCUCUUCCUGCCCCUGCCGCUCCUCUCGCCCCUUCUCCACCCUCUAAGUCAUGGUCAGCACCAGCUACUGUUUCCUCUGCGCCCCCAACUGCUCCGCCAGCCAGAAGCGACGCACCAGGCGAUUUUUCAGAAGAUGUGUCAGAAACGUUGAGGUCCAUCGCAGGGGGGCGCAUCUCCUGGCCACAACAGACAGAGGAGGAGGAGGAGGAGGAGGAGGAGGAGGAGGAGGAGGAGGAGGAGGAGGAGGAGGAGGAGGAGGAGGAGGAGGAGGAGGAGGAGGAGGAGGAGGAGGAGGAGGAGGAGGAGGAGGAGGAGGAGGAGGAGGAGGAGGAGGAGGAGGAGGAGGAGGAGGAGGAGGAGGAGGAGGAGGAGGAGGAGGAGGAGGAGGAGGAGGAGGAGGAGGAGGAGGAAGAGAAGAAGAAGAAGAAGAAGAAGAAGAAGAAGAAGAAGAAGAAGAAGAAGAAGAAGAAGAAGAAGAAGAAGAAGAAGAAGAAGAAGAAGAAGAAGAAGAAGAAGAAGAAGAAGAAGAAGAAGAAGAAGAAGAAGAAGAAGAAGAAGAAGAAGAAGAAGAAGAAGAAGAAGAAGAAGAAGAAGAAGAAGAAGAAGAAGAAGAAGAAGAAGAAGAAGAAGAAGAAGAAGAAGAAGAAGAAGAAGAAGAAGAAGAAGAAGAAGAAGAAGAAAAAGAAGAAGAGGAAGAGGAGGAAAGGGAACAUAACAGGUGCGAGAGGAGCAUAG
Closterium sp. NIES-65 is the source of this 1278-nucleotide messenger RNA. The record is from the annotation of a GenBank genome assembly. Lineage: Eukaryota; Viridiplantae; Streptophyta; Zygnematophyceae; Desmidiales; Closteriaceae.